This is a messenger RNA of Soboliphyme baturini, 786 nucleotides long. Lineage: Eukaryota; Metazoa; Nematoda; Enoplea; Dioctophymatida; Soboliphymatidae. The record is from the annotation of a GenBank genome assembly.
AUGAAAGUUACCUUUGAACCAGUACCAGAGGCGGCUUCCAGUCCUUCGAUUUCGGACGUUUCAAGCGGCGGAUGUUGUGAUUUAUCCCGAGACAGGGUCGGUGUCAGGUUUGCCGAACUUCAUUGUUUGGAUGGCAAAGUGCUUUGGCGAUACCCAAACGGCGGGCUGAUGAUCAGGUUUGAGCCGAACUUGUUCGAACGAGGAGCUUUGCGCUUUUGCAUCCGGUUCAUGCGUCAGUCGUUGGACACUGCCUUGUUUGGUAUAGAUGGCAAUAAGAUUUCGCUGUUUGCCAGCAACAUUAAGGAAAGGGCCAAUGACAAUGACGACGACGACGCUGUCCAUUGUCUAACCACCAAUCACACCGAUGUGCUGCUUUUCAUGGAACUGCGCAAGCUGCACGGCAUGACCGGCUUUUACUACUCGGUCGUACCUUUGAACUCCAGCGCUUCGUCACACUCCGUUGAUCGGAUUAACGAUGUCACCUCCACUUGUAGACAGUGUUCGUUUUCUGGCACCAUCAUGGCGAUGUUGCACGCCGGUAUUGUUUUUCCGGUUCGUCUUCGUGCGGGUUGCUCGACGGAGAUGUAUUUCGGCCGCGGUAGCAAGUCAGAAUUUCUGAUAGUGGCUAAGUACGAACUGGGACGAGCGGUUCUUGUCUGCGCUCAGCCGUGGUCCGAGUGGCCCCCGAUCGAGACCAUUGGUCAUUAUCCGCCGUGGAGUGACUAUUGCAAUGGCCAUGUGGCCAUUUUGAUACGACAUUCAUUUUCGUUCCACGUCGUCAUCUGA